Daphnia magna is the source of this 4848-nucleotide messenger RNA. RefSeq lists its product as uncharacterized. Bases 1 to 4848 code for a protein of 1615 amino acids. Gene Ontology annotation, molecular function: nucleic acid binding. NCBI's taxonomy places the organism in Eukaryota, Metazoa, Arthropoda, Branchiopoda, Diplostraca, Daphniidae. The record is from RefSeq and is a predicted model, not a curated record. The transcript has 4 exons.
AUGGCCGAAGCUAGGACCCUCAGCCGCAAUGCUGAUAUUCAGACUGACGAAACGGACGAGUUUCCGCCAUUGUUUCUAGAUCGCGCUAACAAACAAAUCCGAACCAAUGUAAAAACCCAACAUACAAGAUUAAUCAACAGAAUAGAAAGACACAUGGCUGAACUAGGUAGUCUGACCGAGCUGAAUUUUAUGAGAAGAAAUCUAGCCAACCAACUUGAAGAAUAUUCUCAUAAAAGCAACAGUGUCCACAGUACAUCAUCCAGACAAAAAACCACGCACGAUUUAUCCCGUGAGUUGGCGGAGGAAAAAAUAGCUCGCCAAAACCUUCAGAUUGAGCUACAACGUCUCCAAUCCAAUAUAGCACAGAUCAACCAACAAUACGCCAAUGAAGCGGCAAUCAGGACUCAAACGAUCAAUGAAAUCGCCGAAGACAAUCGAAAGUUAGCAGCAUGGCUCAAAGAACGCAACGAGGCCCUAGCCCUAGAGCAGCAGCAGCGGCAGGAUUUGGAAACGGGUUUAAAAGGAGAUAUAAGAAAUCGACAGCGUCUUCUUGAAGACGAAAAGGUGUCCCGUCAGACAGCAAAAAAUCAUUUCAAACGAGAAUUGGAGGCUCGCAUCGGAGAACUCGCUACAGCUUUCGACAAAAAAUUAGCUUUGUACACGUCAAAUAGUUUGGUAAACACGGCCGAACAAAAUAAUAAAGAAACCGGUGCCAAACCAAAGCAGCAGACAUUCCGUACGAUGGAACGAGUAGAUGAAGAGCAUGGCGAGAACAAACAAGAAUUUAUCGAUUCACAAAAAUGGUCAGUCAACCAGACAUGCGAGACGUCCGUCAACAGCAAAAAUUUGUUUUCUGUCUUUCGCCUACCAAAACUGGAUCUACAACCCUUUGACGGCGAUUCAAAGAAAUGGGCCGAUUUCAUUGCGAUCUAUAGAGAUCUUGUCCACCAAAAUUCAUCUAUCUCAACGACCCAGAAUAUGGCAAUAUUGAAGCAGUGCUUAACUCAAGAUAUUCGAGAUGGUCUCGGAGAUUCUUUAAGCAGUCCAGCUUUGUAUGAAAAAGCACUUCGGGAACUAGAAGAAACUUAUGGUCACCCGCAACUGGUUUCAAGAUCUUACAUUCAAUCACUCAUCAAUUUGCCGAAAUUGAAUAUGAACGACUAUAAAUCAUUGUUAAAAGCCUCGCAAAACAUCAACGGGUCCGUUGCUUCACUCAAGAGCGGCGGCUAUGAAAAAGAACUUUAUUCCGUGACACUUAUGGAGCUAGUUCACUCGAAGAUGCCUCUUGACAUCCAAAAUUUUGUUGACUGGCUGCAUGCGGUAGUAAAAGGUGAGAUGAUGGCCAAGCACUGUCAAAUCAAGAUCGAAAGAGACCAGCAUCAACAAAGACCAAAAACGGGCCGGCAAAAAGAUCCAGGCGUUCGAUUCCCCCCCAAAAUAAACACCAUUUUACCGCCUCAGCAGCAAGACAGUCAAGAAUAUAAAUCAAAAGAAAAAGAUCAAGCAGAAGUCCAAACGAAAAAGUUAAUUUGUCUUCUUUGCAAACAAGAUCAUCGUCUCGCCCAGUGCCCAAAGUUCAGCACAAAAUCCCUAGAAGAGAGAGCGCAAUUCAUCAAAAGUUCCGGGUGUUGCAUUAAAUGUUUAAGCAAAGGUCACAUGGUCAAAGAAUACUGUGAAUUCCGCCAUCAUUCUUUGAUGCACGGCGCCCCACGCAUUUCUUGGAGAAAUCAAGAAUCGGAAAAAGCUCCACCUCAAACGGAGAAAUCCCCUCUUCACAAAAAAGAAGAAAAGAAAUUAGUAGCCACCCACUUCGUAGAUGGGGCUCAAAUAACUACUUUAUUGCAAGUGGUGCCCGUGACGGUCGAACAUAAUGGAAAUAAAUUCGACACCUUCGCUCUCCUGGAUCCCGGAAAUGAAGCUUCCCUCAUCCUUCAAAAUUUAGCCGUCCAGUUAAAAAUAGAUGGACCGACUGAAAUCGCUCGACUUGGAACCUUUCACGGCGUCGAUCCCGAAAUCAAAACAACAAGAGUUACCUUCAAUAUUUUCCCAAGAGAUCAGAGUCGUACCUUCACAGUAAAAAAUGCAUACGCUGUCCCGAAGUUGGAAGUUACGAGCCGGAAAAUCAAUUGGCCAGCUCUUAAACACCAGUGGAAACAUUUGAACGACUUGGACUUCCCUUUCAUUGAUUCCAAUAAGGUAUCCGUGCUUCUUGGAAGUGACGUCAUGCGAGUCCACGAUGUGUUGGACGUCCGGAUACCUCCGGAGGGAAUAGAAGCUCCUGAUGGAAUACGGACCCAUUUUGGUUGGUGCCUAACUGGCCCAGUGCCAACCUCGAUGUUGCAACCACAUGACAAGUCGCCCCCGAAAAUCUUUCUUGGGUACAAACAUCUUGUGUCUCAAAAACUAGAAGAUGCUGUCACACAGUUCUGGCUCACGGAAUCUUUCGGUGUCAACUCUCCCGCACACCCGCCAAUGAGCCAUGAAGACAAAAAGGCCCUGAGCAUCUUAAACAAAACAAUUUGCCAUACUGGCGAGCGGUAUGAGGUGGCGCUCAUGCUGCGAAAUGAAACCCUAAAUUUACCCAGCAAUCGAGAAGUAGCACUACGACAUCUUCAUUCUCUUGAGCGACGUUUCGAAAAGGAUGCGAUCUUCGCAAAAAAUUACGCUCGAGUCGUAGAAGAAUACAUCUCCCUGGGCUACGCCAUCCCGGCGCCAUCAACUCCUGUUCCACACGGCCAAGAAUGGAUAUUGCCGCAUCAUGGUGUACGAACGGCCGCAAAACCCGGCAAAGUUCGCGUAGUAUUCAAUCCUUCCACAAAACAUCGCGGAAUGUCCCUGAAUGACCAAUUAUUCAAAGGUCCGGAUCUUUUAACUGGUUUAAUAGGAGUUAUCUUGCGUUUUCGGAUGCUGCCGGUCCCAAUCUCAGGUGACAUAGAAAAAAUGUAUCACCAAGUUCAAGUGCCGAAACACCAGCAGUCGCUACUCAAAUUCUUAUGGAGGACACCCGGCAGCAAAGACACACCAACAACUUAUCAAAUGACGGUCCACACUUUUGGGGCAGUCUCUUCUCCAACUACUUGCAUUUUCGCGCUCAGACGUACGGCCGAAGAUUUUGGCCACUUCUACCCCAACGUCGUAAACAAGGUACUAAGCAACAUCUAUGUUGAUAAUUAUUUGGACUGCACCGAAACCGAAGAAGAGGCCAUCACACUUCGUCAAGAAGUAUCCGCGUUAUUGAAACUGGGCGGAUUUAACAUGGUUCAGUGGUUGUCGUCGUCACGCUCUGUGUUGGCCACUGUCGACAAAAAUGAUUUGUCGCGCUCAUUGGAUUUAGACGCCGACCGACUUCCUAUCGAGCGUACGCUUGGUAUGUUGUGGGAUUGUCAAGCUGACAUUUUUAUUUUUAAAACUUCCACCAGGACCGCCAUAAAAACAAAACGAGAAGUCUUGCAAGAAAUUUCCUCAAUUUAUGACCCAAUGGGCUUUCUUUCCCCGGUGAUAAUGGUUGCGAAAAUUCUUAUGCAAGAUGUUUGGCGCGCCGGAAUUAAUUGGGACGACACACUGCCACCAAAUCUGCUAUCUGUUUGGAAGGCGUGGGCAACGGAGCUCGAAUUCAUCGCAAGACUCAAGAUACCCCGCUGUUUUCGAAAACAUCGGAAGCCGCUAGAAUACGAGUUACACGUAUUUACCGACGCCUCAGAAGCUGGGUUUGGCGCAUGCAUAUAUAUACGGGCUAAAUACUCCGAGGAGAAUUUCGCUUUGAAUUUAUUCCUCGCAAAGGCGCGAGUUGCUCCUCUACGGCAAUUGUCCAUCCCUCGCUUGGAGCUGCAAGCAGCCGUCCUCGGUGCCAGAUUGUGCUCUACUGCCGUAAAAGAACUCGGACCGAUUGCUUCCAACGUAAUCUACUGGUGCGACUCCCAGACUGUCCUCCAGUGGAUCUAUUCGACUAAGUGUAAAUAUCACGCAUUUGUCGCCCAUCGCAUCACGGAGAUCGCCGACACCAGCAAAUCAAGUCAAUGGCGUCAUAUACCCGGCAACCUCAAUCCAGCUGACGACUGUUCAAGAGGAAUUCCGGCAACCCACCUGACGACUCAGCACCGAUGGUUGCGCGGACCCGAUUUUCUCACAAUGCCGGAAGCGAAUUGGCCGUCGCCCAUCUUCAUCGAUGAGCCGUCUCCCGAUGACGUAGAAGUGGUGCCUGAAAAAUAUGUUGGCUCGUUCCUCAUCAAAACACCUCAUCCAAUUUACACUCUCAUUCAAAAUUCAUCAAACAUCAUCACCAUCAAAAGAAUAGCAGCUUGGCUGCUCCGGUUCCUGACCAACUUCAAUCUAUCAAGCAAAAAUCUCCCACGAAUAGGACAAAGCUGGCUUAUUCCGGCCGAUAUCCGUGAAGCCACCAAUUUAAUCAUCAAGGUGGAUCAAGCUCACCAUUUGCAGAUGGAGCUUGAUUGUGUCAAAAGGAGAAAACCGGUACCAGCCACAUCUAAGUUGGCAUCGCUUAGUCCUACGUUAGACACUUGCGGAGUCAUGCGCGUUGGCGGGAGGCUGCAACAUGCUUCUAUUUCAGAAUUCGCCAAGCAUCCUAUCAUCUUGGAUCCCACCAGUCAACUCUCCACCAUGUUGAUACGGGAAGUGCAUGAGCGGCUAAAACAUGCAUCAACUGAAUUCACGCUUUACGACUUACGACAGCAAUAUCAUGUUCUACGGCCUCGCGCAUCCAUUCGCCGCAUUAUACGCGAUUGUUUCACGUGCAAAUUGCGCAAUAGCAAACCGGAUCCUCCCUUGAUGGGUCCUUUUCCUGCCACCCGGCUUCAAUCACACUUACUUCAUUUUCUAACGUUGGAAUAG